AUACGUGAAAGCGCCGAAUGCAUUUGUUUACGCCACCCUUAUGAGAUGAAGGCAGUUUCAAAGAAACCUGCAAAUCAAAGUGAACUGUUGCAAACUAGACAAUCCUUACCAGUAUGGAAACAUAAAGAUGUAUUGAUUGAUACUAUUAUGAAAAGUGAACAUUGUGUUAUUGUGGGAUCAACAGGGUCUGGUAAAACUACGCAAAUCCCUCAGUUUUUAUAUGAAAAGAAUUUAACUAACGAGGGGAUUAUUGCGAUAACUCAGCCUAGGCGUGUUGCUGCCAUAAGUAUUGCACUACGUGUUGCAGAUGAAAUGGACCGUGGUCCUGUUGGCAUCGGACCAGUUGGUUAUAGUGUAAGAUUUGAAGAUAUGUCAAGUGACAAGUCCACACACUUAAAAUAUAUGACUGAUGGUAUGCUAUUACGUGAAGCUAUCUUAGAUCCUAAUCUCUCACGUUAUCGUUUUAUUAUUUUGGAUGAAGCUCAUGAACGCAGUUUGAAUACUGAUAUAUUAUUCGGAGUAGUUUUAUCCGCGGCGAAAAGACGCUCAAAACUUCACUCUCUUCGAGAAAAUCCUAAUAAUACCCUUCUGCCUAGUAAAUUAAAUGGUUUAAGGAAAGAUAUUCAAAAUAACAAAAGGUUUCUUCCAUUGCUAAAGAUCAUUGUUAUGUCAGCUACAAUCGAUCCAACGCCUUUUUUAAAUUUCCUUGGCCCAGAUCAUACUCAAGUUGUGUACAUAGAAGGUCGACGGCAUCCUAUAAAGAUCCUAAAUGUUUCUCAGUCUUUAACAGAUUAUGUGGCGGAUGCAGCUUCUGUUUGUAUUCGGAUUCAUAAUUCAAAGAAUUCUCCUUUAGACCGUGGUAUUUUAAUUUUUCUAACUGGUGAAGAAGAGAUUAUGCGAUGUUGUUCCCUAAUCAAACAAUUAUCUCAUUCAACAAAUAUCGAUCGGAUGAAUUCAAUUAAAAAUGGACUUGCAGUAUUUCCACUUUUCUCAUCAUUACCUCAGAUCCAACAGUUGAAAGCAUUAAAUUUUUGUGAUAAUAAUCAGCGUAAAGUGAUAGUCAGUACAAAUUUAGCAGAAACAUCUAUUACCAUUCCAGGUAUACGUUAUGUGAUAGAUUGUGGGCGCGCGAAAAUAAAAGACUGGGAUCCUAAAACCGGGUUUGAAUGUCUUCGUGUUCAAUGGAUUUCCAAAGGACAAGCAUGGCAGCGUUCAGGACGUGCUGGACGUGAAGCAGCAGGUGUUUGUCUUCGAUUGUAUACAGAUUCAGAAUAUAAAAAUAUGCCACUUCAACCUAGACCGCAGAUUUUGCAAGCUCCACUCAGUGGAGUUUUACUGAACCUUGUAUCUAUGAACAUAAAGAAUCCUACUGAAUUUCCAUGGUUAUCUUCGCCUAAACCAUCCUCUAUUGAAGCUGGGAUUAAACUACUUCUUCAGUUAGGUGCUGUUGUGGUGAAUGAUGAUGAAGCAGAACCGUUAUCUUCCAAAUGCUCUCAGGAUGCAAUAACUAGCACGGAUUCGAAUAAAUUAAAUGAUUCUGUAAAAAUUCCCUACCCAAUCUCUCUUACAGUUCUUGGACGACUUAUGUCAGCUUUCCCAUUGGAGCCAAGAUUUUCCAGAACAUUGAUUUCUGCUGCUUAUUUGGGUUGUCUAAUCGAAAUACUAAGUAUUAUAAGUAUGCUUUAUGUUUGUCCUGUGUUUUAUGUGCCAGUUGAGAAACGCAGUGAAUUUUCAGAAGUACAGUCUCGAUUUCGUCAUCCAUCUGGUGACCUCGUCAGCCUUCUUUUAGUCUAUCGUGGAUUUGUUAAAGCUACUAAAGAUGCUCGUUCACAAAAAUCAAUCAAUUCAAAAAACCAUUCUCAAUCAACUAUAGAUUGUUCUAUACAAUCUCCGUCAAAAUGUAAAUUGUUCAAACGUAAUUCAAAGAUUCAAUGGUGUCGUGCCAAUUUUAUAAACAGAUCACGUCUAGAAACAGCUGUACGUGUACGUGGUCAACUAAAACAGAUUGCCCAAAGUACAGGAUUGACUGAUUAUAUGCAUUCAUGUGGAACAAAUGUAGAAAAAAUUGUACAAGCCUUUCUUUUGUCGGGUUUUCAAGAUCAGGUAGUGUAAAAAGAUAUUUUGUUGAAAAGCAAAAAGAAAUAUCACUUCGAUUGUUCCAUAUAGUCAGAAUAUAUAUGUGAUUGCUAGCAAUGCUUAUUAUCGAAUAUUUAAAUAAGUUUUCAAUUUAUAUAUUUAUGGAAUCUAAUCUUCGACUAAUAUCAUUGAUUCCGUUCGAAAUUAUUAGAAAAGGCAAUGCGCUGGGCACAAGACAAAGUUCACAAUAAAAUGUGGAGAAAUGAAAAUAAAAUGUCGGCUUGACGGUAAUUUAUGGACUAAUCAAUCAGAUUUAGGACAUCAGGUCUUACAUUUUGGCAUGAAAUUCAUUCAUCCAUUUGGUCAGAGAGCGUUCUAGCAUUUUAGCUGAUGUUAGUUUGUAAUGAAAACCUUAAAUCUAAUUCCUAACCCUAACCAUCAACUGUAAAUCAUAAUCCUCAUUUAGCCCUAGUAAGUAGGUGGACAUUCUCAAGGCCAGUUUAACGUCGCUCAAUGAUCAUUCAUAAUUAUAAUCUAACCGAAAUUUGUUAUAUAAAAGUCUGAUUGAAUGUGUAUAUCAUCUGAAAUUGUUUGUCUAAGUUAGAUGGUUAUAAAACGAUUAGACAGUAUAUUGAAACUAUUCCUAACAUAGACAUGCCAACUCAUUGAUUCAUUAAAAGUUGAUUUUUUUUAUUAUUAAUCAUUAUUCUGGAACGAAUAUAUGUUCCCCAGUUACUUAGACACUCAAUUCACUGCUUCAAGUUUGCUAUAUCUGAGUGAACUGAGGUCACUUUUAAUAACUAUUAAUAUCUAGCUAAUUGAAUUUAGAAAUACGUCUAGUCGGAUACUAACUCGAUGGUUUUGAUGGUUAAGCGUUCGUUCCAAAACUAGUAAGUUCUAGGUUCUAUGUAUAGUGGUUUAGUGCAUGUGUGUUUGUGUACUGUCGGGUAGUCCCACGCUAGAACAAAACUGCUAUCCAACGCUUUAUGGUUUUCGAUAAUGGUCUUACUAAGAUCGGGUUGUGAUCUAAGCUAUGGAGAUUCAACAGUCUUCACAAAAUCCCUUUCACUUAUUUGCUUACUUACGCCUGUUACUCCCAAUGGAACAUAGGCCGCCGACCAGCAUUCUUCAACCCACUCAUUCUGUCAUGCACCUUCCAACUUUUGUUCAUUCUUCUCAUGUUUGUAUCCAUUUCUCGGUGUAAUAUGUUCUUUGGUCUUCCUCUUUUCCUUCGGCCUUCAGGAUUCCAUGUGAAGGCUCGGCUUGUGACGCAGUUGGGCGAUUUCCUCAAUGUGUGUCCUAUCCAAUUCCAGUGCUUCUUCCUGAUUUCUUCCUCCACUGGAUGGAAUCUGAUUUGUUCUCUCCCACAGUAGAAUGUUUCUGAUAGUGUUUGGCCAACGGAUCUGAAUUAUCUUGCGUAAACAACUGUUAAUAAUCACUUAUGUCUUCUGGAUGAUGACUUUCGUAGUUCUCCAGAUUUCCGCCCCAUACAGUAGAACUGUAUUGAGAUUUUAACGGAGCAGAGUGAAAAUAUGUAACAAAAUGUUCUCUUUCGCCUAGUGUCGGGGAUAUUUAAUCCAUCCAAUAUAUAAUUUAUUACGAAUAGAUCAUUUAUAAUAUUAUAUGAUUAUCAUUUGUUUAACUUUGAUUUUAUUCUAUUUACCAUUCAUAUAGGUUGUAAUUCUUUCUGAACUGUCAAAAUCGUACAAAGGUGGUGAUACUCAACGAUUAGUCAAAAAUUCACAUCAUCCCAUAUAUGUACAUAGUAAAACUAUUAAUUUAUCAACAAAUUCACCACAAGAAUUAUUAAUUCAUCCAGAAUCACAAUUAUACACAUCUUCACUGAAUAAUCCACCUUCAUGUUUACUCUUUAUUGAAGCUGUCACAAGUAGUGAAUAUAAAUUUCAAUCUAACAAUCCAAUAGAACAAAAUGAUCGUGUUUUUAUGCGACAUAUUUCAAUCAUUGAUCAAUCAUGGUUAUCACUUAUAGAAAAUUUACCAAAAUCAAUAAUGAACACUAGUAGUUGCCUACCAAAUCAAACAAAUAGAAAAUUAUCAUUAAAAAUGAAAAUAACUUCAUCCAAUUUUGAACAGCCACCUUUUAACAAGAAGCGUCGAACUAUUAACAAUAGUGAUGAUAAUCAUAAUGUUAAUGAUAAUAGUAAUAAUAAAUUAAUAUCAUUUCAACUGACUUCAAAUGAUACAAUUCCUAAUAAUAGUACAACUAUUCAUAUAAACAAUACUUUAUUCACAAAUUGUAAUGGAUUAAUAAAGUCUGAACAUAUCAAUCGGUUAUCUGAAAAAAGUAUGUGCACACCAUUAAGUCGUAGUCAAAAACGACGACUGGCUAAACGUCGAAAACGAAAUUUAACUCUUCCAUUUGUAAAUAAUAACAAUACCAAUACUACUGAUAAUAAUAUUAGUAGUAAUAAUACAGAUUGAAAGGGGUUACCUUUAUACAUGCAUCUAUUUUUUAUGUAUAUGUGAUGAUUCUUUUUUUUGUAUUUUCUUUCAGAUUCUUCUGUAUAUUUUAUUUAUGGUGUGUUUUCUUUAUGCUUUUUUUCUCUUCUUCUCUUCACAUAUUUCUACUUUCAAGAUUUUAUUGAACACAUUCAUAGAUUCGAACAAGAUUAUUGGGUGUGUAUAUAUAUUUAUGCACUAAACUUUGUGUAUAUUUAUAUUUUCUUAUUAUAGCUUUUCUUUUUAAACAAUGAUGAAAUCAGAUAAAUUUAUUUCUCUGUAGUC
Messenger RNA from Schistosoma rodhaini, 4821 nucleotides. Lineage: Eukaryota; Metazoa; Platyhelminthes; Trematoda; Strigeidida; Schistosomatidae. The record is from the annotation of a GenBank genome assembly.